AUGUUUGUCAAGAAGUUUAAGAGGUUCAUGAGGAAGAACAACCCACAAAGCUCUCUAGCAACACCAUCUUCCUCAAUUCGGAGAAACUCUGAGAGGUCAAAUACCUUGAAGAGUAGGGACUCCGAGGAGUUGCAAUCUCUAUGCUACAAUUGCAGGAAGCCAGGGCACUGUAAGGCGGAAUGCCCUUAUCUGGUGGUCCGGAAGCACCAAGACAAACCAAGGAGUGCUGGCAACAGUAGCAACCCGAGGAAUUCCCCUGGAGAAACAAGUGGUCGAAGCGCUAACAACUCGUCUAGUCACACAAAAGGUGACAGGAGGAUAAAGGCACUAGUGAUAGAAGAGUCAGUCGAGAAGGCGACACCUGAGCAGUGCACCUCCAGCUCGAGUUCAGAGAGCGAAAGCUCAGGUGAUGAGAAGGGACUCAUAUGUCUCUACAACCAGCAAGAUUCUGAUGAGGACUUAUGCUUGAUGACAAAAGACGAAGAGUAUGUGAAGAACACUCAUGCCAAAUUCAAAGAAGAGGAUGCUCAACUAUUGGCUGAAUGCGAAUCUAUCAAGAGCAUUGUGCUAAAAAAUAAUGAGAUGAUGAGCAUAAUAAGCCAGUUUGAGAAGCAAAUUCUAUCACUUAAGGAAGAGUAG
Messenger RNA from Ipomoea nil (Japanese morning glory), 639 nucleotides. RefSeq lists its product as uncharacterized. The coding region runs from base 1 to 639 and encodes 212 amino acids. Lineage: Eukaryota; Viridiplantae; Streptophyta; Magnoliopsida; Solanales; Convolvulaceae. Gene Ontology annotation, molecular function: nucleic acid binding; zinc ion binding. The record is from RefSeq and is a predicted model, not a curated record. The transcript is spliced from 2 exons.